Prunus armeniaca (apricot) is the source of this 660-nucleotide messenger RNA. The record is from the annotation of a GenBank genome assembly. NCBI's taxonomy places the organism in Eukaryota, Viridiplantae, Streptophyta, Magnoliopsida, Rosales, Rosaceae.
AUGAGUUCGUUGGCAUCUUCACUUGGCACUUGCAAUCCCAGAAAGUUGAGAACACAAAACAUUUUGCUCCAGAGAGAUGUCACAACAUCAGAAACAUCAAGAGUCAAAAUCUUAAGCCAUCCACAGAGAAGAAGCUCAUCUUCUUCUUCUGGACAAGUACUGCAGCUAAAUGAGAACCCAAAUUUGCUUAAGAGAAGAGAAGCAAUUGGCUUUGGCUUCUGUCUUGGCCUUCUUGAUGUACUCUUGGCACCUCAACCCACUCAAGCAGCUGAAGGGGCCACUUGCGAGCUAACUGUAUCUCCCUCUGGCCUCGCUUUCUGUGACAAAGUUGUGGGAUAUGGCCCUGAGGCUGUUCAAGGACAGCUGAUUAGGGCACACUAUGUUGGGAAAUUGGAGAAUGGGAAGGUGUUUGAUAGCAGCUACAAUCGUGGGAAGCCCCUUACCUUUCGUGUUGGUGUUGGUGAGGUUAUCAAAGGGUGGGAUCAAGGUAUUCUAGGUGGUGAUGGAAUUCCUCCAAUGCUUGCUGGGGGAAAACGCACCUUGAAGCUUCCUCCAGAACUCGCGUACGGCGUAAGAGGAGCUGGAUGUAGAGGAGGCUCAUGCAUUAUUCCUCCAGAUUCAGUUCUUCUGUUUGAUGUGGAAUUCAUUGGCAAGGCAUGA